AUGAGUGUCUUGAUAUCCCGGCAACAACAGGGAGCGGCUCAAAAGAGGGCCUUUAAAGCUCUUGUGGAAUGCCUGAUUAUUGGAAAACAGUAUGGGCUAUCGCCGCCUAUGUGGGUGUUGGAAACAGUGAAACGAAAUCUUGGCCCAAUUGACGGCGUGGAUGGAAUGCUAGAUCAAAUUCUUAGUACAUGA
Molecule: messenger RNA, 192 nt
Organism: Paracoccidioides brasiliensis Pb18
Exons: 1
Coding region: 1-192 (63 amino acids)
Source: RefSeq, a predicted model, not a curated record